AUGCGCAUUCUUACCUGGAAUAUUAACGGUGUUCGAACAGUACCACAAUACCACCCUUGGAAUUCAUUCAAGACAUGGGACGGUGUGUUGAAGGAGCUGGGAGCAGACAUAAUAUGCUUUCAAGAGAUGAAGACUACACGCGCCGCCAUCGGCCGUAACUUUGCUCUUCCCGACUCAUUCGACGCGUUCUUCUCCUUUCCUACGUCACGCGGAGGUUACAGCGGCGUUGCUGUAUACAUCAACCCCGCUACAGCAUUACCUAUAAGAGCGGAAGAGGGUCUAUCUGGGAGAAUUCAGCCCAAGCCUGCGUUGCGUCCCGAGGAGCGCAUCUCAACAGCAUACCCUCUAGCACACGAAAUGGACCUCAUGCCUUCACUCGAAGGGGAGACUCCAUCUGAUCUUCUCGGUCUGGACUCCGAAGGUCGCGCUCUAGUCGUCGAUUUCGGGCUGUUCGUCUUGGUUAACCUCUACUGUCCUAAUGAGACUGACGACGCUCGUCUGCCUUUCAAGAUGAACUAUCACUACAUGCUCGAGGAACGCGUAAAGAAACUUGUGGCCGACGGGCGCGAGGUCAUCGUGACCGGUGAUAUCAACAUAUGUUCUCAACCCAUCGAUCAUUGCGACGGUCACCUGCCGAGUAACGCUGCCACAUUCUGGGACCACCCUGCCCGCAAGUGGUUACGAGACUGGCUCGAACCUCACGGGCCCAUGGUUGAUGUUACCCGUCGGUUCUGGCCUGAUCGUAAGGGCAUGUAUACCUGUUGGAAUCAAAAGAUCAUGGCAAGGGCGACCAACUACGGGACACGCAUCGACUACUUUCUGGUUACAAAGGGCCUGUUACCUUGGAUAAAGCAUAGCGAUAUCCAACCGUCUAUCAAGGGAUCAGACCAUUGUCCGGUAUUCAUUGACUUGCACGAUGAAAUCACUCUUGAGUCCGGCGAGAAAGUCACUCUUCGGCACGCUAUGCACAUGGACGACGGUCGCUCAGAGACUCCACGCAUCGCGAGUAAGAACUGGCCUGAGCUCCAAGGAAAGCAGACGCUCAUGUCGAGUUUCUUCACGAAACCGAAGCCCUCAGCACGGGUUCCCAGUACGCCAGGGACUUCCUCCGUGAAGAGCGACCCACCAUCCAGUCCUGCCGCGACACAGUCUGCAUUGACGUCUGCUUUUGAGGCACUUGAGUCGAUUGAUGAGCCCACACCGGCACCAUCGGCUGCUCAAUCAGACAUACUUGUCGCGGACAUAUCUUCCGGUGCAUCGGAAGGUGUAUCAAGUCAGAUGCCCGAUCGUGCCAGUGUGGCCGAACCCAUACCUUCUCAGUCGAAAGCUACUCCCUCCAGCCCUUCUACCCCUACGGCCUCCCAAGGACUUCGACCAGGGACUCGAAAACGCACGCGAGAAGAGCCGAUCGCGGCGUCGUCGUCGAAGGCGAAGAAGGCGAAGAAUGGACAAGUUAAACUAUCAUCCUUCUUCUCGAAGCCUGCAUCCUCGCCGCCUCCUGACGCUGAGGUUCUGGACGUCGAUGCGUUGGCAUCCUCGCAACAGGACGCGGAUUACAAGCUGGCUUUGGAACUUGCUGCCACACAAGAUGCCGAGCACUUACCUAGCUCUCAGGGCUCAACAUCGUCGCAGGGCAAGGAGGCUUGGUCGAGUCUUUUUGCUCCUGUACAGCCGCCCAAGUGCCACGUGCACGGCGAGGUCGCGAAAGAGUUUCGCGUCAACAAGCCAGGUCCCAAUAAGGGCAAGGUCUUCUACGUUUGUUCAAGACCGGUCGGGCCAGGGUAUGACAAAGGUCGGGGUGAGCGGCUUCGUGAGGAAGUCGACCACCAAUAUAAAUGUGACUUUUUCAAGUGGCAAAGCGACGUCAAGCGCGCCGCUUUGCGCGAGUCGAAGAAGGCAUAG
Peniophora sp. CBMAI 1063 is the source of this 1902-nucleotide messenger RNA. The record is from the annotation of a GenBank genome assembly. Lineage: Eukaryota; Fungi; Basidiomycota; Agaricomycetes; Russulales; Peniophoraceae.